Molecule: messenger RNA, 3531 nt
Organism: Actinia tenebrosa (Australian red waratah sea anemone)
Lineage: Eukaryota; Metazoa; Cnidaria; Anthozoa; Actiniaria; Actiniidae
Biological process (GO): DNA integration; proteolysis
Molecular function (GO): zinc ion binding; nucleic acid binding; aspartic-type endopeptidase activity
Source: RefSeq, a predicted model, not a curated record
AUGGAGAUAGCAUUAGCCAUGGAAACAGCAACUAGGGACACUCUAGAGCUACAAGAGGGCACACAGAAGGAGAACAAGGUACAUAAGAUAGUACGACACCAAGAUGAAGUGGAUCGACAGUGCUAUCGAUGUGGGUCAAAAGACCACAAUAGUAACCGUUGCCGUUUUAGAAACGCAACUUGCUAUAAUUGUGGGAAACAAGGGCACAUCAGGCCAGUUUGUAAAUCCAAACUAUCGAGCAAGGAUGCCGAGGGGGCCAGCCAGAGAAACAGAAGGAACAACGACAAGAAUGUGCGUGCAUUACACGAGGAAGAUCAUGACGAAUACAAGGAUGUUGGCAGUUUAAAGUUACAUGAUCUCGGCACAAGUAAGGAUGACGUUAUCUGGGUAACACCGAAGAUAGAAGACAAGGAGAUCAAGAUGGAGCUCGACACUGGUGCCGCAGUGUCCGUGAUUCCGUGGAGUACGUUCAGAGAGCAUUACCAAGAGCGAUUAUUGAAGAGGACUAAGGUUCAGUUAAAGACAUACAGCGGGGAGAAGAUCACCCCAAGGGGGGUGGCCCAAGUGAAAGUAACAUACAACCAACAAGAGAAGCAGCUGCCGUUGUAUGUAGUCGAGACAAGGGGGCCGGCCCUUUUUGGAAGGGAUUGGUUGAAAGAGAUCGCACUUGACUGGAAAAAUAUCAGAGUACUCAACAAAGCGAGGGGAGUUUCCAACACUCCUAUUACAGUGACAGAUCUUCGGAAGAAGUAUGCAGAUGUUUUUGAAGGUCAGUUAGGGAAGUUAACUUCCCGGAAAGCAAGGAUCACCUUGAAGGAAGGGGCCACCCCCAAGUUUUGCAAGGCGAGACAGGUACCGUACGCACUCAAGCCCAAGGUGGAGGAAGCAAUCAGAGAUCUGGAGAACAAAGGAGUCCUUACCAAAACCGAAUGGAGCGAGUGGGCGACACCCGUGGUACCCGUGCUAAAAUCGGAUGGCUCCGUCCGACUGUGUGGAGAUUUCAAAGUCACAGUAAACCCGCAGAUACAGGCAGAACAAUAUCCCCUACCAAGAAUCGAAGAUCUUUUUGCAAACUUAGCAGGUGGCCAGAAAUUUAGUAAGAUCGACCUAAAGCAAGCAUAUCAUCAAAUGGAGCUGGAGGAGGAGUCGAAGAAGUUUCUUACGAUAAAUACGCAUAUGGGUCUUUUCCAGUACAACAGACUGGUGUUUGGGAUAACAUCGGCCCCAGCGAUCUGGCAACAGACGAUGGAUCAACUAGUAGGAGAUAUCCCAAACACCACAUGCCUGAUAGAUGAUAUCCUGAUUACAGGCCCAACUGAAGGAAAACAUAUGGAGAACCUGGAAAAGGUGCUGAAGCAGCUGAGCGUACAUGGUCUACGAGCAAACCCACAGAAGUGCGCUUUCUUACAAGACAAGAUUGAGUUCUGCGGCCACGAGAUUGACGCUCAAGGUCUCCACAAGAAGAAAGACAAAGUAGAGGCCAUUCUAAAAGCACCCCGCCCUAAAGAUGUAAAGGAAGUCCGUUCAUUUCUAGGGCUUGUGAAUUACUACAAUAAAUUUCUGCCAAAUUUAGCCACAGUGAUACAGCCCUUGAAUCAACUGCUCGAGCAAGGAACCGAAUGGGAAUGGUCGAAAGACUGUGAAAGAGCAUUCCUUAAAGCAAAAGAGAUGAUCACCUCGAAUCAAGUGCUGACGCAUUACGACCCCAAGUUGCCACUGAGAUUGGCAUGCGACGCGUCACCAGUGGGAAUUGGAGCUGUCUUAUCGCACGUGUUUAAAGACGGAACAGAAAGACCAAUCGCUUUUGCGUCAAGAAGUCUACGGAAGGCCGAGCGAAAUUAUUCGCAAAUAGACAAGGAAGCGCUAGCCCUCGUGUGGGGGGUAAAGAAAUUCCAUGCCUAUUUGUUCGGAAGAACAUUCCAACUGUAUACAGAUCAUCAACCGCUGACCUCCAUAUUUCACCCAGGGAGAGGAAUCCCAGCGAUGACGGCGGCGCGACUUCAACGAUAUGCCUUGUUCUUAUCAGGAUUCAAUUACACCAUCGAGUACAAGAACACCAAAGCACACGGAAACGCAGAUGGCCUGUCACGCUUGCCUUUACAAGAAGCGGAGGACGUCAAUGAAGACGAUGCCAUAGAUCCAGUAACGGUUCUCCAGUUAACGCAGUUUGAACCCCUUCCGGUGACCACGGAGGAUGUUAAGAAGGAGACGCGGAGGGACCCGUUGCUCUCGAGAGUCAGGGARUACACCGAGACUGGUUGGCCAACGCAGUACCCACCAGAGUUGGCGGCGUUCCACGUACGACAGUCCGAAUUAACUAUCCAGGAUGGAUGUUUGCUAUGGGGAAACAGGGUAAUCAUCCCCAGCAAACUAAGAGAUAAGGUGUUAGAAGAACUGCACGAGGGGCACCUAGGAAUCGGGAAAAUGAAAGGAGUAGCAAGAACUUUGAUUUGGUGGCCAACAUUAGAUAAACAGAUAGAGACUUUGGCUAAGGGAUGCUCUGGUUGCCAACUGAUUCAGAAUGAACCACCAAUCACAAGACUACACCCCUGGGAAUGGCCCAAUGGACCGUGGCAACGAAUACACGUAGAUUUUGCGGGUCCUUUCCUAAACAGAAUGUUCCUGAUUGUAGUCGAUGCAUAUUCCAAGUGGCCUGAGGUGGAGGUGAUGCAGUCUACGACAACAGAAAAAACCAUUGAGAAGCUCCGACAAAUCUUUGGCAGGUAUGGGGUCCCUCAAACUCUAGUCAGCGAUAAUAGGCCUCAGUUCACCGCACACAUCUUCCAGGAAUUCCUAAAACGAAAUGGAAUCAAGCACAUCACGUCUGCCCCAUACCACCCGGCCACGAACGGUUUAGCGGAACGGUUCGUACAGAGUUUCAAGAAAGCUAUGAAAAAGGAACAAGUAAAGACAAACCUCAACCACAAAUUAGCAAAUUUCAUGCUGUCGUACAGAAACGCACCACACGCAACCACUGGUGAAUCGCCAGCACAGUUGUUUUUCGGACGGAGACUACGCAGUCGUUUAGACUUGAUGAAGCCGGACCCCAGAGCUAARGUGCAUAGCAGACAGGAGCAGCAAGGGGGAGGCAGAGAGAAGGAGAGGAGAGAACUACAGAUUGGUAAAAAGGUAGUUGUCAGAGUAUACCAGAGUCCCGAGAAGUGGAAGCCAGGAGUAGUCGUGGCAAGAACAGGAGCUCUGCAUUACGAGGUAGAAGUUGCGCCAGGCCUAGUGUGGAGGAGACAUAUUGACCAGCUCAAGGAAUCAGAUAUUACUUCAAGUCCUCAGGAGGGAGUCGAAUGGCAGAAUCUAAUUCCAAAUCCAGUACAACCAACCGAGACAGUUGUUAUUCCACAAGAGAAAAGCAUGCCGACGAACCCCACAGAAGGUUUGACCCCAUCGAUGGAGGACACGGAAGUUAGGGAUAGUACAACACAAGCCAGCUGUCCCUCCACACCCUGUCAAGUGGAGUCACAGAACCGGAGAUACCCAGUUAGGUCUCGACGACCACCAGAUAGACUGAACUUGUAG